UAUCCUCUUCCAAAUUAACUUUGUUUGCGUAUUGUUACAGUCGGACUACACUCGACACAAAUAACGGCCGCGAUUUGCCAACCUAAACAUCUGUCAAGCCGCUCGUUAACGUGAAAUCGUGUACACUCCGCGAGUGACUAAUCGGGGAGAAAUUUCAUUGGUAAUAAUGUACAGUCGAUUGUGUUUUUGAUAUUGAAAGCGGACUCGUAAAACAAUACAUAAUAUUUUCCCGAGCGGAUGGUUCAUGACAAACGAAUCGCGUUUGUGCGACUACGUCAGUAACUGGAAUAGAUUCAGAUAUUACGGGGCGUGAAAUUAAAGGAUAAACAAAUGAAGUCCGGAGCAGGCGCCAUAAUAAUGAAACAGCAGUCGGCAUCAGGAGGUGUCAAGCUGCAGACACGAGCGUGACCCGGGACACGGCUGGGCCGUGGCGCAUCGACGAACUGGGGCAUAUCGAUAAGCGUGCCCUACUUACCCGGUUUCGUGGCGGUGCCGGUGCCGCGGUGCAUUGCAGGCGACAGCGCGGUCCGCAGCAGGAGAUGUCGUGCAAGUCGUACGCGUCGGGCAGCGUGCGCUCGUGUGCGGGCUCCGUGAGGCUGGGCCCGGGCGCUGGGCACGAGGUGGUGCUGGACGCACUCUACGACCGGAAGCGUGACAAGAAAACCGUGCGCGUACUCACCGUCAUCGUGUACGUGUUCUGCGUGUCGCUGGCUGCGAUCAUGCUCUCGCUGUACUACGUGUUCUUCUGGGAGCCCAAGGACGCGCAUUACGCGCAACGCAAGGUGUCAAACACAGUUACGCCGCAAACCAGCACCACACCAAUGCCCACAUGCUUUUUGCCUCACACCGGAGGAAGCGAUACCUCAGUGAAUGAAACUGCUACUCCACCGACCCUAGAAAACAUCGCCAAUUUCACGAAUUCUAAUGAAACUGCCGAAACGAUAGCCGACUACACAGAAAACUCCACGUUCGUAGCCUCCGAGAAAGACUACACCUCCGAUGAUAACGAAACCCUUAACGUUACAACUAUUACAUGACGGCUCAAACAGCCUUCAAAGAAACCUCACAACCAAACUA
Messenger RNA from Pararge aegeria (speckled wood butterfly), 1077 nucleotides. RefSeq lists its product as uncharacterized. The record is from RefSeq and is a predicted model, not a curated record. Lineage: Eukaryota; Metazoa; Arthropoda; Insecta; Lepidoptera; Nymphalidae. The transcript is spliced from 2 exons. Bases 540 to 1037 code for a protein of 165 amino acids.